UCCUAUUCUGUACCGUCUAAUCUGAGUUGUACCGAUGUGUUAAGUGUGUUAGCUUCUUUUGACUUUUAUGCCCUUGUUCACUUAAAUUUCAAAGGGUAUCACCAUGUCGGUGGCGUUUGCACCUCACAGGCAGCGUGGGAAGGGUGAUAUUACACCCGCUGGAAUACAAAAGUUACUUGAUGAAAACAAUCAGCUCAUCCAGUGUAUAAUGGACUUCCAGAGUAAAGGCAAGACAGCAGAAUGCUCACAUUAUCAACAGAUGCUGCACAGAAAUCUAGUGUACCUGGCAACGAUAGCAGACUCCAAUCAGAACAUGCAGUCCCUCCUCCCUGCUCCUCCCACUCAAAACAUGCCCAUGGGCCCUGGUGGGAUGAAUCAAAGCGGACCUCCUCCUCAGCCUCCUCACGGUCACAACAUGCCCUCUGAGGGUAUGGUCAGCGGUGGCCCUCCAGCCCCACACAUGCAGAACCAGAUGAAUGGACAGAUGCCUGGUCCUAAUCACAUGCCCAUGCAAGGUCCUGGUCCCGGCCCCAACCAGCCUCCCAACAUGCCCAGUGGCUCUAUGAAUAUACCCCCCAGCAGCCAUGGCUCAAUGGGUGGCUACAACCACACUGUCCCUUCUUCCCAGGGCAUACCAGCUCAGAGUCAAAUGAACAUGACCCAGGGCCAGCCGAUGGGAAACUAUGGGCCUCGGCCAAACAUGAACAUGCAGCCCACUCAAGGUCCAAUGAUGCACCAGCAGCCUCCCUCUCAGCAGUAUAACAUGCCUCCUGGUGGUGGUGGACAGCACUACCAGGGACAACAGAACCCGAUGGGCAUGAUGGGUCAGGUCAACCAAGGCAACCAUGUCAUGGGGCAGAGGCCAAUGCCACCCUACAGACCCCCGCAGCAAGGACCCCCUCAGCAGUACCCAGGGCAGGAAGACUACUAUGGGGACCAGUACAGUCACGCAGGACAGGGAGCCUCAGAAGGUAAUGCCCAGUAUGGCCAACAGCAGGAAGCAUACCAGCAAGGCCCACCCCAGCAGCAGGGCUACCCUCCUCAGCAGCAGUACCCAGGUCAGCAAGGCUACCCUCCACAACAGCAGGCAUAUGGUCCCUCUCAAACUGCCCCAGGACAGUAUCCUAACUACCCUCAAGGGCAGGGACAGCAGUAUGGAGCCUAUCGCCCUCCCCAACCUGGACCCCCACAAGGCCAGCAGCAGCGUCCCUAUGGCUACGACCAGGGGCACAUGAGGAAAUAAAGACCCGGGGAUUUGAACCCCUGACUAGCUCUGUAAGAAGCAAAGGGCCAGUAUGGAAAUUACCAGCAAUGAGAGAUGGUCACAGCAACCCACACAGCUCUGCUCUGAUCUCUGUUGAGCUUUGACAUCUGGUCAACUGCUAAGCAGACUUAAGUGAUGGCCGUAGCUCCCUGAGAUUCUCUCAGACACGAACACACAACUGAAAAUACAAGAUACAUUUUCCCCUGUCUUUGGGCUUGCAUUCUGGCCUAUAACAUGCAUUCAGUUUAUCUCGAACAUGGACUUGAUAAAGUGAAAGUUUAUGACUCACCCUCUGCUCCAGUAUGUCUCAAAGCAGCAAUGCCUUAAAAAUGGAACUGCCUUAUCCUUUAGCAUUGCAGAUUGUGACACCGGCUUACAAAAUUUUGGAUAUUGGAGAAGAUUUAAACGUACAGUUUCAGUCUACUGUGGUGCAUUGUUCUUUAUCCUUCAGCUCCUUGGUCAUAAGAAGCAAUAAUGCCAGCAGUAGGUCAAUGUGUAGGAGUGUAGAGAUGAAGUAAUGCACCAGAAGAACUUCCCAUUAGGCCAUGGUACAUGUCUUGAUGUAUGUGAUGAUGUAAAAAUAUAUUUUAUGCUUUUUCGAUCAAGCUAACUUUGUAUAAGACAUUGGAAUCUAGUACUGAAGCUGUGUUAUUUCAUGAAGUGUAUGUGUCAAUGUUUUCUUUUUUAUGAAGAUCACAUCCAGCACAUUUUCUUUUUGUAUUUCUUUGUUUUGUUUAUUUGUAAAGCUAUUCAAUUUGACCUGAUACAUUAGUGACACUGUAUGGAUUCUUUCUGUAAAAAUGGAAAAUGAACUGAAAUAAACAGAAACUUCUCAAUGGACAUCAGCAUGCAGAGAAAUAGAAAGUGCUCCAUCUCUAAUCCAAAAAAAAAAGAAAUGCCUCUGUGCAUAAAAAUAUGUGUUUUAUGUCAGUAAGAAAAUUUGAGACUUGGAUCUUUUUUUCACAAUUCCUGACAAAAUUUGUGGCCAUAUGCCCAGACAUAUAUUUGGGAAGAGACCAUAUGUAGUAGAUACAGCCACAAAUUACAAAUGUCUGCUCCCUGAAGUCCUUUUUUUUUUUCUGUACAAGCACCUGAAUCUUGUCCAUUGACUGCAAACCUGGUAUGAGACAUUUUUCUGAAAUAUUUUGUUUUGUUAGUCUUGACAAUGCUGGAAUCCCCGUCUCCCUCUUUGAAAAAACGUCUAAGUUGAUGUCAUUCGAAUAGUGUUGUGUGUGAAUAAUAAAGAUUGUUACUGUCAAAUAUGUAACAUAAGAUGUGAAAAUAAUGUUCUGAAAUGGAUUUUCUUAAUUUCAGUUUCAGUGCAGUUUUAUAUCACUGGCUUGAUAUCUGUUUUAUGGUGCAAACUUUAUUGAUCCCACAUGUACAGUGGCAUAAAGAAGAGGACUUCAUCAUCCUCGUAUUGUUUAUAUGGCUGUUUUAACAUUUUGCAUUCUACACCCCAUCCCAGUGGUCACAUUUGUGUCAUGGCAAUGUAUAACUGUACAAUAAAUUGGAAGAAUCUUUAA
Messenger RNA from Labrus mixtus (cuckoo wrasse), 2790 nucleotides. RefSeq names its product SS18 subunit of BAF chromatin remodeling complex (gene ss18). Bases 104 to 1243 code for a protein of 379 amino acids. Gene Ontology annotation, cellular component: nucleus. Gene Ontology annotation, molecular function: transcription coactivator activity. The transcript is spliced from 11 exons. The record is from RefSeq and is a predicted model, not a curated record. Gene Ontology annotation, biological process: positive regulation of transcription by RNA polymerase II. Lineage: Eukaryota; Metazoa; Chordata; Actinopteri; Labriformes; Labridae.